This is a messenger RNA of Xiphias gladius (swordfish), 7507 nucleotides long. Its product is annotated as kinesin-like protein KIF13B. The record is from RefSeq and is a predicted model, not a curated record. Gene Ontology annotation, biological process: microtubule-based movement; regulation of protein localization. Gene Ontology annotation, cellular component: adherens junction. The transcript is spliced from 41 exons. NCBI's taxonomy places the organism in Eukaryota, Metazoa, Chordata, Actinopteri, Istiophoriformes, Xiphiidae. Gene Ontology annotation, molecular function: ATP binding; microtubule binding; cell adhesion molecule binding. The coding region runs from base 300 to 6320 and encodes 2006 amino acids.
CAAGGCCAAAACAGUGCCACGGUUUUAUUCCUGUUGCAUCAGUUUAAUUAGCUUUAACUGACGCUAUUUUAGUAAAGUUUUCUUAACAUGUUUUGGACAAACCUCCAUGAAAGAAAAGCAAAAGACUUGUAAUUCUUGUGGAUCCACACUGUGGCGCUGAAUUCCCUCUUUACCAUUUGUACGGCUGUGUACAGAGCAGAGCGCAACUGGGGAACCUGGAAGCUCACUAAAUCUUAAAGCAAAUCCCUUUAGCUGCGAGUUAACAUGGCUCGAAUGAUCUCUGCGGGAAGUUUCAGGAAAUGCAACAGCGUCCCAGGCUAGCGGCUGUGUGUACUUCAAGGUGUCUGUGGGAGUCGAACAGGGAAACAACUGCGCAUUCUUUCACACGGUCAAGUGGCACCAUGGAUGACAACAGCCUCAAUGACUCAAAUGUAAAGGUCGCUGUUCGUGUGCGACCAAUGAACAGGAGAGAAAAAGACCUAAAAACAAAAUGUGUGGUGGAGAUGGAGGGGAAUCAGACAUUUCUGCAUGCAGCCAUCACCAACAGGAACAAAGCAGACCCCCGGAAUCAGCCAAAGGUUUUUGCAUAUGAUCACUGUUUUUGGUCCAUGGAUGAAUCUCAAAAAGACAAGUUUUCAGGUCAGGAUGUUGUAUUCCAGUGCCUUGGGGAGAGCCUGCUGGACAACGCCUUCAUGGGCUACAACGCCUGCAUCUUUGCUUAUGGACAAACAGGCUCUGGGAAGUCGUACACCAUGAUGGGCUCAACAGAGCAGCCUGGUCUGAUCCCUCGGCUCUGCAGUUCCCUGUUCAGCAGGACUGUGCAGGAGGCCUGUGAAGGAGAAAGCUUCACUGUGGAGGUCUCCUACAUGGAGAUUUACAAUGAGAAGGUCAGAGACCUGCUUGACCCCAAAGGAAGUCGACAAGCGCUGAGAGUGAGAGAGCACAAAGUUUUGGGGCCUUAUGUUGAUGGCCUGUCCCGCCUGGCUGUGGCCAGCUACAAGGACGUUGAAUCUCUGAUGUCAGAGGGAAAUAAAUCUCGCACAGUGGCAGCCACAAACAUGAAUGAAGAGAGCAGCAGAUCACAUGCUGUGUUCAACAUCAUCCUCACACACACACUCAUGGACCUACAGUCUGGGACGAGUGGAGAGAAGGUAAGCAAGCUGAGUCUGGUGGAUCUGGCAGGCAGUGAACGGGCAGCAAAGACCGGAGCAGCAGGGGAAAGACUGAAAGAAGGGAGCAACAUCAAUAAGUCUCUGAGUACUCUAGGUUUAGUUAUCUCUGCCUUGGCUGACCAUGGAGCAAGGAAGAACAAGAGCAAGUUUGUUCCAUACAGAGACUCUGUGCUCACCUGGCUGCUCAAGGACAGCUUGGGAGGGAACAGCCGCACAGCCAUGGUUGCCACCAUCAGCCCAGCAGCGGACAAUUACGGUGAGACGCUGUCUACCCUGCGUUACGCCGACAGGGCAAAGAACAUCAUCAACCACGCUGUGGUCAACGAAGACCCCAAUGCCAGGAUCAUCCGAGAGCUGCGGGAGGAAGUGGAGAAACUGAGAGAGCAGCUCACAGAGGCUGAGUCUAUGAAAGCACCAGAGCUGAAGGAACGGCUGGAGGAAUCAGAGAAACUGAUCCAAGAAAUGACAGUAACCUGGGAGGAGAAACUCAGGAAGACUGAGGCUGUUGCACAGGAACGUCAGAGGCAGCUAGAGAGCCUGGGAAUUUCUCUGCAGACUUCUGGAAUCAGAGUGGUAGAUGACAAGUGUUUCCUUGUCAACCUUAAUGCUGACCCUGCUCUCAACGAGCUACUGGUCUACUACCUGAAGGAGCACACAAACGUGGGCUCAGCCAACUCACAGGACAUCCAGUUGUGUGGGAUGGCCAUCCAAACUCAGCACUGCGUCAUCGACAUCACUGAAAACAAUGGUGUGGUGCUCACUCCUCACUGCAAUGCUCGAACAUGUGUGAAUGGUGCUGCAGUCACCAGUCCAGUCCAGCUUCAUCAUGGUGACAGAAUUCUGUGGGGUAACAACCACUUCUUCAGGAUCAACUUGCCCAGGCAUAUGAUCCAUGCAGGGGGUGAGGAUGAGGACGGCAGUGCUGUAAUGAAGACCAGCUUGAGCACCGACCGGUUGGAGGUGGAAUUUGAAGCAUCCAGCGAUGUGUCAAGUGAGCUGAGCUUCAGUUACGAGUUGGCCCAGGCCGAGGUCAUGAUGAAAGGCAUGGGCAGCAAUGACCCCUUACAGUCAGUGUUACAAACCCUGGAGAGGCAGCACGAGGAGGAGAAGCGCUGCGCCCUGGAGCGGCAGAGGCAGAUGUAUGAGCAGGAGCUGCAGCAGCUCCGCCAGAGACUUACCCCUGAGAAACCCUCCCACCUCCUGGAUGCAUCAGGUCUCACGGUCAGUGCUGCUGCUGUAACAUCACCUAGCUCCACCAAAGGCAUGCGACGGUGGAGUGAAGACAGAGAGGCGAUGAUAACUCGCAGCUUGCGGCGUCUGAGGGAGCAGAUAGUUCGAGCCAACCUGCUGGCUCAGGAGGCCAGCUUCAUUGCAGAGGAACUUUACAAGAGAACUGAGUACCUGGUCACUCUUCAGAUACCUGCAACUAACCUGGACGCAAACAGGAAGCGUGAUGUGGUGCUGAGUGAGCCAGCGAUUCAGGUCCGUCGUAAAGGUAAAGGGAAGCAGAUUUGGGCUCUGGAGAAGAUGGAGAACAGGCUGGUGGACAUGAGGGAGCUCUACCAAGAGUGGAAGGACUUUGAUGAAGACAACCCUGUGAUGCGGUCCUAUUUCAAACGUGCCGACCCGUUCUUUGAUGAGCAGGAGAAUCACAGUCUGAUCGGUGUGGCCAAUGUUUUCCUGGCCUCCCUGUUCUACAACAUCAAGCUACAAUAUGCAGUGCCCAUCAUCAACCAGAAGGGAGAGGUGGCAGGUCGGCUGCACAUGGAGGUGUGGCAGGGUACAGAGGGCUCUGAGGAAGAGGUUCCAGGACAGUCUGACACUCAGCUGAGCAACACAGACGGAGACCCACAGGAACAUAAACUGGACUGUGUGAUGAAAAUCCUCCAGGCCACUGGUCUUCCUCGCCACCUGUCCAACUUUGUCUUCUGCCAGUACCACUUCUGGGGGCAGGAGGAGCCUGUGUUCAUUGCUCCAGAGGUGACGCCGUCCAGCUCAUCAUCUGCCUCUAGAGACCCUCAGUGCACUGUGGUCUUUGACAGUGUCAAGGAGUUGUCUGUGCCAGUGUCAGAUGACUUUGUGGAGUUUUUGGCUGAGGGGGCUGUGGCCAUUGAAGUGUAUGGCCACAAACAGGCCAACCACCGCAGAAACCUGGCACUCUGGGACCUCGGGGUAAUUCAAGCCAAGACCAGAUCCCUCAGAGAGAGGUGGAGUGAGGUGACCCGUCGACUGGAGUUGUGGGUGCAGCUAAUGGAGCUGAAUGAGGCUGGAGAGUUCACAGCUGUAGAGGUUCUUCCUGCCAAAGACAUACGCACUGGAGGAAUCUUCCAGCUUAGACAGGGUCAGUCCCGUCGGGUCCAGGUAGAGGUGCGUCCGGUGCCUGACUCAGGCACCAUGCCCCUCAUUACUGCUUCCAUCCUCUCUGUGUCCAUCGGAGACAUCAAGGUCCGACAGACAUGUCUCUCCAGAGGCAGUGAAUCGCAAUGGGGUGGGGAUGAAGAAAUGGACAGUUAUCAAGAGGUAGACCUGGAGAGGAUGAGGGAACAGUGGCUGGUCACGCUUACUCAGAGGCAGGAGUAUUUGGACCAGCAGCUACAGAAAAUAGUUUCCAAACCAGAUAAGUCAGAGGAUGACGUUGAAAGAGAGUCCCAGCUGCUGGAGUGUCGUCUGACUCUCACAGAAGAACGAAACGCUGUUCUGGUACCAUCACCUGGCAGUGGCAUCCCUGGAGCACCAGCAGAAACGAUUCCUGUCCCUGGAAUGGAAACAUACAUUCCUGUCCUGUUCUUGGAUCUCAGUGCUGAUGAUUUCCAGUCCAGUCUUUCAGCCCCAUUGGCUGGGGGGCUGGACGCGUUACUCAGUCAGGAGGAUGACGACGACUUCUUUGACCUUCAUAUUGUUAAACACUAUGAUCGAGAGGUGGAGGUGGAGGCUUCCUGGGAUGCGACGGUCCACGAGUGCCCCCAGCUGAGCCGUGUGGCGUCAGCUGAUCAGAGGGUCUACCUGACAGUCCGCACAGUGGUUCAGCUGAGCCACCCAGCCCACAUGCAGCUGGUCCUCAGGAAACGCAUCUGCGUCAACAUCGUUGGGAGACAGGGUUUUGCCCAGAGUCUGCUGAAGAGGAUGUCUCAGCGCAGCACCAUUCCUGGCUGUGGAGUCACAUUUGAAAUCAUCUCUAACAUCCCAGGGGACAUCCAUGGUCCAGAGGACAGGGAGAUGUUGGCCAGGCUGGCUGCCAGUGCUGAGGACGACCAGUCAGUUGACAGUGAGGCGGCCAUAGAGAAAUAUCUCCGUAGCAUCUUGGCUGUGGAGAACAUCCUCACUCUGGACCGUCUCAGACAGGAGGUGGCUGUGAGGGAACAGCUGGCAGUCAGAGGGAAACCUCCCAGACACUGCCUUAGCUCUCCAAACAUCAACCGGGGGGACAGCCACCAGGACCUUUCUGUGGUGCCUCUUCCAUUCAGACACACACUACCUAGUUCCAUAUCCCAGAACCUGAACCCAGAAACAGUGUAUUCAAGCUUUACUCAUCUCCCUCCAGUGAAGGCCGUACCCAAGCUGCUGAAGUCCCUGCUUCCUGGUGGGAAGGAAGAUAGUAGAGACCAGACAGUUGUCCAUCAGCAGGGCUCGACACGCAUCCUCGUGCAGUCAGCCAGUGUGGAAGAGGGAAUGAGCGAACAUCAGAAGCCAGUUCCCAUUGAGGAAAUCAUUCCUGCUAACAUCCAAACAGAGAGACUCAAAUCCAUUCCUCUCCCAUCACCAAUCAUCCUGGAAACAGAAGAAUCCACCCUCAGCCUGGUGAGCGAAGCAUCCAGUAGAUACACAUCAACCAGCAUAUCUACAGCAACCCUGUCAGAGGUCUACACAUUGAGCUGGGACCUGCCUCAGUCAUCUGACUUUGACAUGGUGCCAGACGAAGAAGAGGACAAUAAAGUCACACAAUCUGACACUCACCCUGAAUCUUUUCUUGUGGACCAAUCACAGCCUCAGGAGUCAUCGCAGGUUUUGAACAGCAAGACAGCUGCAGAAAGGACUGACUUGCAACUGUCCAAACCAAACGAUACUCCAUCAAAUUUAAAUCUGAGUCAACAAGAACCGAAUCAGUGUCCAUCGGUCUUGCUGAAGGAUCAAGGAGAGCCUGAUUCAACUGCAGAAUCAGACUUACCAGGCCAGACCAAUCAAAAGCAAGACUCCACAACUGACCAGAUUGGAUUAAACAAUUCUGAGCCACUCAAAGAUUCACUGGUAGUACAGGAGAAUGAAACCAAACAGGCAAAAUUACCCCAAACUUACCAGUCAAAAUCAGAGACCCCUAUGAGAGAACUUGAGCUAGCUGCGACAGGUAAGGAAGAAGCUGAAAUAUCACUCCUUGAUGAAACACAACUAUCUGCACAAGAACAACAAAGUCAGCUGGAAUCGAUAGUCCAACAGCCUCAGCAGCCCAAACAAGACAAAGCAACCUUUGACAGUGCUCAAGAUCAAGCUCAAAACCUAAUCCCGGCUUUGUCUGAAGACCCAGCUCCUGCUCCUCUUUCCAACAUUUGGCCUUCCAAACGUACUGCCUCAGCAGCCAAUCCUUUCAUGAUCCAGAGAGUAAAGUCUUCAGACCUCAAGUCCUUUCAUCGUAUUCUGGGUGAGGAGGAGAUCGGGCAUGUGGACUUGUCUAGCAGCUUAGGAACAGGACUCAACGUCUCUGUGCCAAUGGAAAGUCUGAAAAUCCUCUCUGACUCUGAGGAAGGAGAUGCAACUGUUACUACUAUUCUUCCUGACUGGUUGAAAGAAGGGGAGUUUGUGACUGUGGGGAACAAUAAGAGUGGUACUGUGCGAUAUGUGGGAUCCACAGAUUUUGCAGAGGGUACUUGGGUGGGAGUGGAACUUGAGGUACCAGCAGGAAAGAAUGAUGGCUCGGUAAGCGGUAAGCACUACUUCCACUGUAACCCUGGUUAUGGGGUGCUGGUAAGACCCGACAGAGUGACCCGUGGUGGUGCCAAACGGCGUCGCCAGCAUCAACAGCAAAAGCGCUGCAGUGCCAACCUGUCUGGAUCCAGCCCAAACCUGGCAGCCCUCACCACUCUGGCCAAAGGUGAAGCCAGUGGGGCAUCAACCAGCCACAGCAAAGGAGAGAACCGCAAGUCCUGGAACACUUGAGAGGCUCGGUAUCUGCUAAACGGCUAAUUGGUAGACACCCAAUCAGUCAUCACCCAGCAAUUGGUUGAUAUGCUUAUAGGAUAAAUUCUCAAUAAGAGUAACAAUACAGUGUUUUAUUUUGGGCAGAUUAACUUCAGAUUUCACUGUAUCUGGUCUUUUACUGUAAGUUUUGGUGACAAAAAGAUGAGUCACUCCAUGUUCCUUCAUUGGGAGAGGGAACCCAUCAGCUUUUUCAUCAUUUAUCAUAUGUUAAAAUGCUGUAUUACUAUUAUUACUAUUGUUACUACCUGAUGUACCUACUGAUUGAAAACUUAAGAGAAAUAUUGAAUGCCUUACAAAAUGUUAAUGUUUUGGGUAUGUACAUUCAAAUAACCAUUUCUCUAAUAAAUUUCAUUUUAAAGGGUGGAUCUAUCACUUUGGAAUGCAUUUAUUCCAGAGACAUUAGAUAACAAUCAAAGCACUGCCACAAAAUCAGCACAUUUUUUCUUUUAAUAUGUACUAUUUGCAUAAGGGUCAAAUAUUAAAAGUAUCUUAACUUCACUGGGUUACACCAGAUGACUCCAAAAAUUGCACAAAACCUUCACAUGCUCAUAUUUCUAGUAUUCAAAGGAUACUAUGCAGCUGUAUGUUUGGAUAAACUUCCAAAUCUCUUAAAUUGCUUGAUACCAAUCAAUUUUUUUCCUGUGCCUUGAAAUACUGUGACUUCUACUCAGCAAAUGUGCCUUAGUGAUAUACCACCAACAACAAUCAGUUUUGUUGGUAGGUUGAAAACUGUUCACUGUUAAAGAAACUUAUUUUAACUCUUGAAUGUGUAUUUGUACUGUUUUAAAAACAAACUUGCACUCUUUGCUGACAAAUUCUGAAAUCUUGCUUAUUUUUUUUUAAAAUCAGCUUUGUCCUACCAAGUAAAUGUGUGAAAGUUGAUUUAAAGUGACUUCAUUUUGUCUUUGAGGUGUGCAGCAAUUUUUGAAAUAUUUUUUUGCUAGCAAUUUAUUGAAUUAUACUGUGUUUAGGAGCAUUGUAAUUUUUACGUGGUAAAGAUACUUAAGGGAUUUUGUUUGUCGUAAUGCAUUUAGUAUUAAUUUUUGUCUGUUAAAUAAGAUAUUUUAUACAUAUGCAUUCAAGUUGAUCAUUUUGACCAGCUGGAUCCUAUUUAUUUAAAGAAGAUCAGAUAUUGUUGAUAAUGA